Messenger RNA from Marasmius oreades (fairy-ring Marasmius), 550 nucleotides. RefSeq lists its product as uncharacterized. The transcript has 3 exons. Lineage: Eukaryota; Fungi; Basidiomycota; Agaricomycetes; Agaricales; Marasmiaceae. The record is from RefSeq and is a predicted model, not a curated record. Bases 52 to 471 code for a protein of 139 amino acids.
AACACUGCGUCAUUUGCGUCUUCACGCUCAGGCUGGCUUCAAGGACCCUUCAUGUCGAUUCUACCAUCAGCCGUCCCCGUUGUAAACCUAGAAAGCGGCAGCUCCGAAGCUCAAGCUGCCUCACUAUCUCAACUCCAAUCAGAAGAAUCAAGCUAUCGUUCGAUAUGCGAUACCGCUCUUAGGGGUAUAGAACAAGCGUUGAAACGCGAAGAUUUAGAUCCCAAUGUGCGGGACAAGUUGACACCUCUGUUCUCCUCGAUCAAGGAACAGAAGAACAACCUCAUUUCCAUCAUAUCGAAAGCGCAGGAAGUGGAAGAAUUGAUUACUUCAGACGACGACACUAUAGAGCCCUCCGCAUAUCGACAGGAGACCCAAUCAUUAUUGGAGAAGUUCACGAAAGCAACCGGGGAAUUGAGUCUUGAGAUCGGCUCCCUGGGUGAAUUAAUUGCGGAACACGACAUACCGGUCUAGAAUAAUCUGUGUGAGGGAUAUGUACACUUGUAGUGAUGAUAGAAAUGUAGCAAACACGGAUGUGUUAGAAGGACAUCCC